AUGGAAUGUGGUUUAGAGAAGAAGGUGUUCUCUAUUACCUUGGACAAUGCUACUAACAAUGAUAGUAUGCAGAGAAACCUCAAGGAAAAGCUUCAGAUGAUUAGUGGUUCUGGCUUGUUACGUGAUGGCAAGUUUUUGCAUAUAAGAUGUUGUGAUUUGAUAGUAAAAGAAGGCUUAGAAUUAGCAAAGGGUCUCCGGCAUAACAUCAGGGAAAGUGUUAGAUACAUGAAAGCAUCUCAGAAAAGAAUUCAAGUAUUUGCAGCAUGUGUAGAGCGAGUGAGGAUUGGAAGUGGAGCUGGUUUAUCACUAGAUGUUCCUACUAGAUGGAAUUCGACGUAUGAAAUGCUAGUUAGGGCAUUGAAGUUCAGGAAAGCAUUUAAAAACUUGGAGGUUGUUGACAUAAACUACCAUUCAUUACCUUCUGAAAAUGAGUGGAAUUGUGGAGAACAAAUAAGUGAGUUGCUGAAACCUUUCAGUAUUAUUACUACUCAUUUUUCAGGAUCUAAGUAUCCCACAUCAUGUGUGUACUUCACUAAAAUUUGGAGGAUUGAGCUACUGCUGAAAAAUUUUGCGAGUUGUGAUGAUUAUGAUCUGAGGCAAAUGGCUAAAGAUAUGCAAUUUAAGUUUACUAAGUACUGGGAGGAAUACAACAUCAUUUUGGCUAUGGGAGCAAUCUUAGAUCCAAGAAUGAAGUUGGAUGUGCUUGAGAGAGUGGAUCCUGCUACUUCUAGCUUAAAAACUGAAGUACUUAGGACUAACUUGACUGAUAUUUAUAAGGAAUAUCAGGAUAGGACCCGAGGCAGUUCUUCAGGUGCUUCAUCUGCUCCAAAUCCACAUGAUCUAGUUACUGAAUCUCCUCUUGAAGAUGAUUUAGACAAUGUAAAUUCUUAG
Messenger RNA from Brassica oleracea var. oleracea, 891 nucleotides. RefSeq names its product zinc finger BED domain-containing protein RICESLEEPER 2-like. Lineage: Eukaryota; Viridiplantae; Streptophyta; Magnoliopsida; Brassicales; Brassicaceae. Bases 1 to 891 code for a protein of 296 amino acids. Gene Ontology annotation, molecular function: DNA binding. The record is from RefSeq and is a predicted model, not a curated record. The transcript has a single exon.